AUGGCCAAUAAGUUGGAGCUGACCUUCCGCCUGGACCUCCAGCUGACGGAGGUGAUGCGCCUCCGGGUUCAGUCCCUGCAGCAACGAGGCCAGAGGAGGCAGGACGGCGAGCGUUUACUGCAGCCCAAUGAGGCCGUUUACCGCCUGGACUUCUCCAAACAAGCCCUACGCUUCUCGCACUGGACGGUGCGUCUGGCCCAGACGGGCUGCCUCACCAUCGUGGCCACCUCACAGCUGUGGACCCCGGACCUCACCAACCUGAUGACCCGGCAGCUCCUGGAGCCCGCCGGGGUUUUCUGGAGGGCGCCAAGGGACACCUCUGAAACACAAAUCAAGUGCUACGAGGCCGACGCGCACGAAUUCGGCGAGAGGAUUGCCGAGCUGGCGAAGGUAAGGAAGGUGAUGUACUUCCUGUUUGCGUUCACUGAAGGAUGCAGCCCCGAGACUGUGGACUGCUCCAUCACCUUCACUGUGGACAGAUGA
Messenger RNA from Dunckerocampus dactyliophorus (ringed pipefish), 483 nucleotides. It is a transcript of the gene ompb, whose product is annotated as olfactory marker protein b. The record is from RefSeq and is a predicted model, not a curated record. The transcript has a single exon. Gene Ontology annotation, biological process: sensory perception of smell; signal transduction. NCBI's taxonomy places the organism in Eukaryota, Metazoa, Chordata, Actinopteri, Syngnathiformes, Syngnathidae. The coding region runs from base 1 to 483 and encodes 160 amino acids.